AGUCAAUAGUUAAGUAACUAGCAAGAAAGCAUACGCGCAUGGAAGCAGCGAAUGGAAUGAUUCCAUUUGCGUAGAUUCUCUGAAGCCAACUCAAAGUCUCAAAAACAAGCGAAAAUGUGUUUGACUAGCAGGGGAGCCUAUGUCAAUCGCCUGUUGCUGUCCCGUCCUUGAAUGUGUCUACUGUUUAGCCUGUGCUCGUUGGGCAUGGCAGAAAUGUCUAUACACUGCUGGCCAUGAAAGCGAGCACUGGGGUUUAGCCACAGUGGAAGAAUUUGAGCCAGUCCCACGUCUUUGUCGUUUAAUUCUAGCUGUUUAUGAAGAUGAUCUCCAUAACCCGCUUUGGGCACCCCCUGGAGGUUAUGGCAUUAACCCUGAUUGGGUUUUUUUAAGAAGAAAUGACCAAGAAACUCAAGGCCGAGCUCCACCUUACAUGAUUUAUUUAGAUCAUGAAAAUGCUGAUAUUGUGUUUGCUGUUAGGGGACUUAACUUAGCCAAGGAAAGUGAUUAUGCUGUUUUGCUUGAUAACAAACUGGGGCAGACCAAAUUUGAUGGUGGAUAUGUCCACAACGGGUUAUUGAAAGCCGCCGAGUGGGUUUUUGAUGCCGAGUGUGAGGUUUUAAGGGAAUUACUUAAGAAGAAUCCUAGCUACACUUUGACAUUUGCAGGUCAUUCCCUUGGAGCAGGCUUGGUGGCCUUGUUGGUGAUGGUCGCCGUUCAAAAUCGUAGCAAACUGGGAAUCACAGAGAGGAACCGGUUUAGAUGCUACGCCAUUGCUCCCGCUCGGUGUAUGUCGCUCAAUUUGGCGGUUCGAUAUGCAGAUGUAAUCAAUUCAGUAGUGCUUCAGGAUGAUUUUUUACCUCGAACAACCACUGCGUUAGAAGAUGUUUUCAAAUCUCUCUUCUGUUUACCGUGUCUUUUGUGCCUAAUGUGCUUGAAAGACACUUGCACCAUGGAGGAGAAGAUGCUGAAAGAUCCGAGGCGGCUGUAUGCACCUGGACGCCUGUACCACAUUGUUGAAAGAAGACCCUGCAGGAUAGGAAGGUUUCCACCUGUGGUGAGAACAGCAGUACCUGUGGAUGGGAGGUUUGAGCAUAUAGUUCUUUCCUGCAAUGCAACCUCUGAUCAUGCUAUUAUUUGGAUAGAAAGAGAGUCCCAAAGAGCUCUUGAUUUGAUGGUGGAGAAAGAUGGGGUAAUGCGGGUUCCUGCAAAGCAGAAAAUGGUGCGGCAUGUGUCUCUUGCUCGAGAACACAGUGAAGAACACAAGGCAGCUCUUCAGAGGGCAGUUGCUUUGGAUAUCCCACAGGCUUACUCGCCUUCCACGUAUGGAACAUUCCAUGAAAUGGAAGGAGCCGGAUCUUCUGGUGGAUCAAGUCAGAGAGGCUUCUGAGUUAUCAUCUAGGAAAAGAAGGGAUAGUUGGGAGGUUGACCGAGUCCGGGGAUUUGGUGUUGGAGAAGCCAGUUCCAUAGAACAACCCUCAACCUCACUCCAUUAGUCCCCGACCUGCAUUGCCUCAAAAAGAGAAAACAGAGAGGUCUGCAAAUGAAUUAUGUCAUGUGCACCAUGGUUUAUUGCUUGAGACUAUCAUGAUAUGGAUGAAUUGUUACAAGAAUGAUAAAGGAAGUUUUGUACAUAAUGGGCAAUCAAAUCUAUCCUAGUAGACAUUCCUGAUUUAGUCAUUAUCCAAGUAAUAAGACUUGGUAACGGUUGGAUUUGAAUCGAUUUUGGAAUAAAAUUACAUUUAUCCUGCUUUUUUAUUA
Messenger RNA from Gossypium arboreum, 1758 nucleotides. RefSeq lists its product as uncharacterized. The coding region runs from base 140 to 1387 and encodes 415 amino acids. Lineage: Eukaryota; Viridiplantae; Streptophyta; Magnoliopsida; Malvales; Malvaceae. The transcript has 6 exons. Gene Ontology annotation, biological process: lipid catabolic process. The record is from RefSeq and is a predicted model, not a curated record.